Molecule: messenger RNA, 5149 nt
Organism: Lepidothrix coronata (blue-crowned manakin)
Lineage: Eukaryota; Metazoa; Chordata; Aves; Passeriformes; Pipridae
Gene: PHLDB1
Product: pleckstrin homology like domain family B member 1
Exons: 25
Coding region: 221-4633 (1470 amino acids)
Biological process (GO): regulation of microtubule cytoskeleton organization
Cellular component (GO): basal cortex
Molecular function (GO): protein binding
Source: RefSeq, a predicted model, not a curated record
ACAAUCGCCCAGGGGACAGGGGUCCCCCAUGGUUCUCACCUGGUCUCACCAGUACAGCUGUGCUGGGAAGGAGUUAACACCGGCGCAGGAUCCCACCCUGGCCCCGCUCCCUUCCUGUGCAGCAGCCUGGCCCCUCCUGGCUUUUCCUCCUUUCCAGACAUUGUGACGGGUCUGUGUGCAAGCAAGGGGUAGGGGCUCAGCUGGGCUGCAGGGUCUCCAGAUGCUGGGAAGUGCAGCAUCCCAGUGCAUGGGGGACAUGGGCACCCUGCCGUGGAGGGUCCCACUCGGCUCCAGGACCAGGUGGCAGCAGGCCGUGCCCAGAAGCAUCCAGUAUCUCCAGGCAGGCAUCAUGGAGGCAUCUGGCAGGACCCCCACCAGCCCAACCCACAGAGUCCAGAAUGUCAUCCAGAACAGCCCUCUGGACCUGAUUGACACGGGCAAGGGGCUAAAAGUGCAGACGGAGAAGCCACAUUUGGUGAGCCUGGGCAGCGGCCGACUCAGCACUGCCAUCACGCUCCUGCCCCUGGAGGAAGGAAAGACCACCAUCGGCACGGCCAUGACAGACAUUGUCCUGCAAGGCCCUGGGCUGGUGCCUCAGCACUGCUACAUUGAGAACGUGCAGGGGACGCUCACCCUGCACCCCUGUGGCAACACCUGCGCCAUCGAUGGUGUGACUGUCCGGCGGCCCACGCGCCUCACCCAAGGGUGCACCAUCUGCCUGGGCCAGGCCACCUUCCUCCGCUUCAACCACCCUGCUGAGGCCAAGUGGAUGAAGAGCAUGAUACCGGCAGGAGGCAGGAGCCCAGCGGCUUUCUAUGGGCUGCCAGCAAAGCCCGAGGCCCUAGUGAACGGUGGCCACCAGCCAUCAGAGCGUGGGUGUCCUAGCCAUAGCUCCCUUGUCAGCUCAAUUGAGAAGGACCUGCAGGACAUCAUGGACUCACUGGUGCUGGAGGAGCCGGCAUCUCCUGGCAUCCAGAAGCCUCCGGCCUGUGGCCGGUCCCCUCUCUCCCCUGUGGUGAAUGGGGGUGGACGCUGCCUCCUGUCCCCCCUACCCAGCCCCGGGGCUGCCUCGGGAGGCUCCAGCUACGAGAACUUCUCUCCACUCUCCUCCCCGGCCAGCAGCAGCAGCUACACCAGCCCCUCGCUGAGCAGCCAGGAGCAGGGGCCACCUGUGCCCCCCCUUGUCCCACUCCGCUCCUCCAGCUACAACCACACUGUGCAGCCACCCACCCUGCCCAGUGGGAGUCCUAGUGAGCCUUGGCCGGUUGAGAGGCUCGGCGACCAUAGGGCAGGCAGCCCCCGGCUGACACCCAGGGUGGCACCGCGGCCACGGGCGGCCCUACAGGAGCGGCCCCCGAGCCCCUUCCGUGAGCCACGGGACUCCCUGGUGCCCAGCCGACAGGCUGCCAGCAGGGCAGUCCCAGAGGCCCGACUGCAGCCCCCGGAGAGCCCGCGGGUGGCCCGGAGGAACAUGGAGAGCAUGCGGGAGUUGCCCCCCCUGAGCCCCUCCUUGUCACGCCGGGCUGCCAGUCCCCGGGCAGCUCCUGACACCCCCUCCCCACAGCCCCGGCUGGGCAGGGAGGUGCCUGGCAGUCCCCGUGCAAGGCGCAAGGGCUCGGAAGAGUCGAGAGGUGCUGGAAGCCCCUCGCCCCCACUGCUGGCAGAGACCUCCACACGCCGCCCCAGCUUUGGCACUUGCCUGAGCCCAACAUAUGGGCUGAGCUCACCGGCCAUGCCCUCGCCCCAUCAGAGCCCCCGUGCCCCCAGGAAGCCUUUGGGGGACCCACGGCUGCCAGCGGGGCCACGAGAGCGCAAGAACAGCAUCACCGAGAUCAGCGACAAUGAGGAUGAGCUGCUGGAGUACCACCGGCGGCAGCGGCAGGAGCGGGUUCGGGAGCAGGAGAUGGAGCGCCUGGAGCGGCAGCGCCUGGAGACCAUCCUGAACCUCUGUGCUGAGUACACCAAGACGGACAGCACUGAGCCGAGUGACGUGCCCCGGCUCCUGGCUGGUGAUGCGGAUCCUGGCCGGCGGGUGCCCAGGGGUGCUGUGGCUCUGGGCCGUGCGGCCGAGGAGCUACGGCAGAGGGAGAGCCUGGAGAAAUCAGAUGAGGAGAACUUGAAGGAGGAGUGCAGUAGCACCGAGAGCACCCACCAUGAGCACGAGGAGUUGACAGGCCCCCGGGCCAAAGAGGCGCAGCGCCUGGAGGAGGAGCGUGCCAGCGUCCUCGGCCACCUGGACCAGCUGAAGGGCCGUGUCAAGGAGCUGGAGCAGCAGCUGCAGGAGACAUCACGAGAGGCAGAGAUGGAGCGGGCGCUGCUGCAGGGUGAGCGGGAGUCAGAGGCGGCGCGGCUGCGGCAGGAGCAGGAAGCAGUGCAGCAGCUACAGGAGAAGCUCUCCAGCCUGGAUGCCAGCAUCCGCAAGGAGUGGGACAAGGAAAGGGCAAAGAUUGAUGCUGAAAGGAAGGAGCUAGAGCAACUCCGGGUGCUUUACCAUGAGUCGAAGAGCCACCUUGAUAAGUGCCCCGAGUCAAUGCGGGAACAGUUGCGGGAGCAGAUGCGAAGGGAGGCAGAGGCACUGGAGACAGAGGCCAAGCUGUUUGAGGACCUGGAGUUCCAGCAGCUGGAGCGUGAGAGCCGCCUCGAAGAGGAGCGUGAGGCACGAGGCAAGCAGCUCCUGCAGAGCCGGGCCGAGUGCAACCGCAGCAUCGCCCGCAGGAAGGAGCGGGUGGCUGCCCUGGAUGCCCAAGCUGCCCAGAUUCGGCUGCAGAGUGCCCAGGAGGCCGAGCGCCUGACCAGGGAGCGGAGUGGUGUCCUGCAGCUCCUGCAGAAGGAGAAUGAGAAGCUCAUGUCUCUGGAGAGGCGAUACCAGCUCGUCACAGGUGGAAGGAGCUUCCCCAAAAUGUCCUCGGCUCUCAGAGAAGAGUACAUGAGGCUGUCUGACGUUUUCAGGUUCUGCAGCAAUACUCACGGCCCCAGCCUGGACACUAAAGCUUCUGCUGCUGCCCCUGCUGCUGCUCAGCGCUCUUUCUUGCUUGCUGUACCUCCAGCAGCCGACGAGUACGUGACCGUUGAGCAACUCUCAGGCAUCUUGGGCAGCCUCCACACCCCUGCUGCUUCCCUGCUGGGCUGCAUCCCUCCGGCCCCUUCAUCCUCAGCCUGCGCUCCUCCUCCUCUUUCAUCUCUCUCUUCUCCCUUCAUCUCUGCAGAGAUGGAGCAGCAGCUGCCAGGAGGCCCCGUGUGCCUCCCGGCUCUUGAUUUAGAGAAAUGGUACCAGGAGGUCAUGGCUGGCUUUGAGACCUCCUCUUGCCCUGUCUCUCCUCCUUCUUCCCCUCCUCCACUUCCAGCUAAAGCUCACUCCUCUCACAAGGCUCUCCAGGUCUAUCGUGCAAAAACAGAGGGUGACGCUGGUGUCCCCACCCCUCGGAUGAAGAGUGGGACCCCCUCGUCUUCGCAGCUCAACCUCUCUGUGCUGGGGCGCAGCCCCUCGCCCAAGCUGAUCCCCUGCUGUCCUGCCCAGGGCCCCCCAAGCCCAGCGGGCAGCCUGCCCCGCAACCUGGCGGCCACGCUGCAGGACAUCGAGACCAAGCGCCAGUUGGCCCUGCAGCAGAAGGCCAAGCUGCUCCCAGCAGAGCCCUUGCAGCCAGGUGAUCUACCAGGUCAGCAGGUGAUCGAGGAGCAGAAGCGGCGUCUUGCGGAGCUGAAGCAGAAAGCGGCUGCCGAGGCACAGUCCCAGUGGGAAGCCCUGCAUGGGCAGCCCCCCUUCCCCGCUGCCUUCCCCCGGCUCGUGCAUCACUCCAUCCUCCACCACCACCGUCCCCAUGGCGCUGGGCCCCGGGCCGAGGAGCUGGACCAUGCAUAUGACACCCUUAGCCUGGAGAGCUCAGACAGCAUGGAGACCAGCAUCUCCACCGGCAACAACUCUGCCUGCUCACCUGACAACAUCUCCAGUGCCAGCGGGAUGGAGACAGGGAAGAUUGAGGAGAUGGAGAAGAUGCUGAAGGAGGCACAUGCUGAGAAGUCACGGCUGAUGGAGUCCCGGGAGCGGGAGAUGGAGCUGCGCCGGCAGGCGCUGGAGGACGAGCGCCGGCGCCGGGAGCAGCUGGAACGCCGGCUGCAGGAUGAGACCGCACGGCGGCAGAAGCUGGUGGAGAAGGAGGUCAAGCUGCGGGAGAAGCACUUCUCACAGGCUCGUCCCCUGACGCGGUACCUCCCCAUCCGCAAGGAGGACUUCAACCUGCGGCUGCACAUUGAGUCCUCGGGCCACAGCGUGGACACCUGCUACCACGUCAUCCUGACUGAGAAGAUGUGCAAGGGCUACCUGGUCAAGAUGGGGGGCAAGAUCAAGUCUUGGAAGAAGCGCUGGUUUGUCUUUGACCGCAUGAAGCGCACCCUCUCCUACUACAUGGAUAAACAUGAGACAAAGUUGAAGGGUGUCAUCUACUUCCAAGCCAUUGAAGAGGUUUACUAUGACCACCUCCGCAGUGCUGCAAAGAGCCCCAACCCUGCACUCACCUUCUGUGUCAAGACCCAUGACCGUCUCUACUACAUGGUGGCACCCUCGGCCGAAGCCAUGCGCAUCUGGAUGGACGUCAUUGUCACCGGGGCAGAGGGUUACACCCAGUUCAUGAACUGAGGGGUGGUGCUGUGCACCCUAGAUCCACCACUUGGACAGACUCCUGAGGAUCCCAAGCAGUGAGGAGCUUCUGCGGGAGCCACAGUCCCUGCUGCACCCUGUGCCAAGGGCUGUGCACACCAUAGCAGUGGAGCUACACUGGGCCCAUGCUGGGUGGCACUGAGCAUGGCCUGCUCAGCCAAGGGAAUAAGAUUUUUUAUGUUGACUUUUUAAAAACAAAAUUUAUUUGAAAAAGUGCUGAAAUGUAAGAAGCUGCCAAAGAGCUGCCAGGGCCUGAGCUUUCUGCCUUGGGGAGGUGCUGGAUUUGAGGCCGACACUUAACCACACUCAACACUGUUGCCACAGUGUUCCAGGGAGGGAUGGUGAGGCCCCAGCUGGACAGGACCCCCCGCUGUGGUAGACCCAGACCCCUCUUUGUAAACCUUUUGUAACUCCGAAUCAGUGUCCUGCCCGUGCCGCGGCCGGACGGGGAUUGUGGGGCUGCCCAGCCAUAAAGCAUUUCAUGAACCAGGCUCA